Messenger RNA from Fusarium odoratissimum NRRL 54006, 4280 nucleotides. RefSeq lists its product as uncharacterized. Gene Ontology annotation, biological process: double-strand break repair via homologous recombination. NCBI's taxonomy places the organism in Eukaryota, Fungi, Ascomycota, Sordariomycetes, Hypocreales, Nectriaceae. Gene Ontology annotation, cellular component: Smc5-Smc6 complex. Gene Ontology annotation, molecular function: ATP hydrolysis activity; ATP binding. The record is from RefSeq and is a predicted model, not a curated record. Bases 571 to 3939 code for a protein of 1122 amino acids. The transcript is spliced from 5 exons.
GUAGCCUACUAAAAAUAAUGUGGGUUGUUUGACAACUGGUCAGUUCAUCCUGUGGCUAAAGAGACACUGUUUCGAACUCAGUUCACUACCGAAAAUGUCCUCCAGUUCAAACCGGCACUCGAAAAGAAGAUAAAGGGCACCUUUUCAGCUUACAUGGAACCAACCUACCUAAUACGCGAGCUUUAAAGUAACAUAAAUAUCCAUAACAAAAGUUUUGCAUCCCCAAUCGGAUAAAGAACAUGAUAAUUAGUCCGAAACAGCUCAACCAUACUCGCUUUGUAUGUAGGCAGUUAAGUCACGAGGGUUUUCUGUAGCUCAGGUAUUUGUCCCGUAGGCCGAUUUGGCUCUUUCCACAAUCUUACCCCACCACUUUAAAUCGGCGCCACAUCUACAGGCGCGCACUGACGCGAUUCAACGCGUGCCGCAUCCAUUAUACAUCGGCAUCACCUUCCUUGUCGUGCGUGCAUUGCCAUUCUGAGAACUUAUCACCCAAUAAGUCAACACCAUUCUCUUGGUUCCUAUAUUACCUCUUAUGCCAAUAUAGGUGGCGUGUCUCGCCCGAUAGACGAGAUGGCCCCGGCAUCAUCACGUCGCCGCCGCCGAUCUGAUACAGACAAUACCGACGACGACGAUGACGAAACCCACUACGGACACCGCUCGUAUGCCGACGAUAUUGGCUCUUCUAAGCGCCCUAGGCUUGACCAAGAUGGUGACCAUAACGCAACCCCCGAGCAGCCCCAUCACGGGAAAGUGAACGGUGCAUCGAACGGAAAUAAUAUGGAUGAUGGCUUUCAACCAGGCGCCAUCGUUAGAGUCAGCGUGCAAAACUUUGUCACGUACGAAAAGGCAGAAUUUCUGCCUGGGCCUCAUCUCAACAUGGUGGUUGGUCCAAAUGGCACUGGAAAGAGCUCUUUGGUCUGCGCUAUCUGUCUGGGCCUAGGCUACAGCCCGAAACACCUUGGUCGUGCUGGCUCAGUCAAGGAGUUUGUUAAACACGGAAAGGAUACGGCCACAAUUGAGAUCGAACUCUACAGGCGACCGAAUCAUCGCAAGAACUACGUCGUCAAGGUUCAAAUUCGUCGAGAACAGAACAAUCAGAAAUGGUGGCUCAAUGGUAAAGAAACCAGCCACAAGGAAGUGCAACGGUUGAUACGCAAGUUGAAGAUUCAGGUAGAUAACCUGUGCCAAUUCCUUCCGCAGGACAGGGUUGUCGAGUUCGCUGCCUGCACACCUGUGGACCUUCUGCGGGAAACUCUUCGCGCAGCCGCCCCAGAAGAAAUGCUAAUCUGGCAGAAGCAACUUCAAGAAUUGGACAAAGAUAAGAAAGAAUUAGAACAGGCUACACAUGUCGACGCAGAGACUCUGAGAAACCUGGAGAAUCGACAACAAGGUCUCCAAACAGACGUGGACAGGAUCCGGGAACGGGAGGAAAUCAUAGAUCAGGUGAAAAAUCUCAAGUCAGCCUUGGUUUUUGCCAAGUACUCGGAGGCUCGUACAAGACACAAAGAUGCCAAAGAGCGGAGGAAGCUCGCAGAGAGGUCUCUAAGACGCCUCGAACACGACGCCGGCCCCUCAUUACAGGCCGUGAACGAAAAGCAGCUCUAUGCCCAGCAAAUUGAUGAAGCGACCUUAGCAAGAAAAACAUCAUUGAAGAACGCAGAAGACGCUGCGAAAAAACUGGCGCGUGAUGCAAGCACCGCUUCCGAAAACCUCAAAGAGUUCGAGAAUAGCCUUGAAGCGGAACGCAAAGGAUUUGACGUCAAGCGAAAGGAAUUGGCCCAGUCCAAGUCAAGAAUAACCGCUCUCCAGGCUGAUAUUAGAAACCAGCCAGAAGAGUUUAAUCCUUCCGAGUUUAAUCAAAAAAUUCGAGGAGAAGAACACAACCUCAGAGAAUUAGAAGGAGAGAUACGCGAAGUGUCUAGCCAACGCGAGGAAGUAAAGAACAAGGGCAAAACGAUCAACAAUGAGAUCCGACAAGUGGAGAAUAAUAUCCAGUCAUUGGAAACCCAGCAAGGUCAACAGCUCAACUUCAUGCGGAAAAACUUCCCCGAGCUAGCAACGGCAUGGACCUGGAUCCAAGAGCAUCAAGGAGACUUUGAAAAGGAGGUUUUUGGCCCACCCAUGAUCAGCUGUUCCAUCAAGGAUGAACGAUAUUCGGAUCAGGUGCAAUCCCUUCUUCAAGGAGAUGACUUUACAUGCUUUACAGCACAAACGAAAAAUGAUUACAAGAAGCUGUCAGACGAGCUCUACCGUGUUCAAAGCUUGUCUGUUGUUAUUCGAUCUUGUGCUCAGCCUCUCAAUGCCUUCUCAAGACCCGUCAGUAUGGAUGAGGCAAGUGACCUGGGUCUUGACGGUUUUGCCAUCGACUUUCUUGAGGGACCCGAACCCGUUCUAGCAAUGCUCUGUGCUGAAAAGAGGCUUCACCAGUCAGGAGUCUCUCUCCGGGAUCACAACGAUGCUCAAUACGAUCGUCUGGUCAGAAGCGGCAGAGUUAACUCCUGGGCAGCCGGUACCCAGUCUUUUAUCGUCAGGAGACGCAAAGAAUAUGGACCCCAGGCCAUGACCGCCGUCACCAAGAAUAUUCCACCCGGGAGGUUCUGGACCUCACAGCCCAUCGACGCCCAAGAAAAGCAAGAAAUGAACAAGCGAUUGGUUGAGUUGAAUGGUGAAAGAGACAUCUUGAAACAGCAAUACCAUGAGUUGCAAGACAAAAUCCAAGCCAUCGAGGACCGACGGACCAGCACUCAUGAUAAUAUUACUCGACUCAAGUCAGAAAAGAAUGCCCUGCAAAAAGAAUACCAAAAAUGGCAGUCUCUGCCUGAGAAGAUCGAAUCCGAGGAGCGCUCCAAGAUAGCUCAUGAACAAUCCAUGCAAGAUGCACGCAAACGAAUGGUCGAGAUUCGUUACGACUGGGACGAAGCGGUGCUUCGUCGGGCUGAGAUUGUUCUUCGCCACAAGGAAGCGAUUGAAAACAUACGAAGAGCACAUCAGGCACUCCUCGAAGCCGAAAUCCGCGGCAUCGAAGCUUACUCUGAUGUUGAAGGUCUCAAAGGACGAAAUGCACACAUCAUGCAGCGUCUUGAUGCUGAAAAGGAGAUAUUGCAACAGGCCACCGAUGACGCCAGUCGAGCGCGCGAUGAGGGCAACCGUCUCUCCGACGAGGUCCAGCAAGUCCUUGAAAAUGAGCCAGAGAAGCGCGAUCUGUUUUCACAACUCUGCGAAAAUAAGUCUUGCCAAGAUAUUCAAGACGAAAUUGGAGGAGAAGAGGCGAAACUUGAAAUGGUACACGUCGCCAAUCCUAAUAUAUUACGGGAGUUCGAAAAACGCGCUGAGGAAAUCGACCGUUUGACACGAAAGAUAGCUGGAUCCAACGAUCAGCUGCAGGGGCUGAGCCAAGAAAUCGACGGGUUGAAAUCCAGAUGGGAACCACGACUUGAUGAAUUAGUUUCAAAGAUCAACGACGCUUUUGCAUACAACUUUGAGCAAAUAAGUUGUGCUGGCGAGGUUCGUGUUCACAAGCCGGAGGAUUUUGACGCCUGGGCUUUAGACAUCAUGGUUCGUUUUCGCGAAAAUGAAACCCUUCAACAGCUGACAGCACAUCGCCAAUCCGGUGGCGAGCGAGCUGUCUCCACCAUCUUCUUCCUUAUGGCUCUUCAAUCUCUAGCCCAGUCACCGUUCCGUGUUGUGGAUGAGAUCAACCAGGGCAUGGACCCUCGCAACGAGCGUAUGGUACACGAACGAAUGGUCGAGAUCGCAUGCCGUGAGCACUCAAGUCAAUAUUUCCUCAUUACUCCGAAACUCUUGACAGGUCUGCGAUAUGACCCCAAGAUGCGCGUGCUUUGUAUUGCGAGUGGCGAGCACAUGCCUCGUGAGGGGCGUAAACUUGAUUUUAAACGAUGCUUGAAUAUUCAGAAGGGUCUUACGGCCGCUUCUGCUUGAGGCGUGAGCUCAGGCGUUGCUUCUUUCUCAUAAUGACAAUAAGUAGUGGGUCAAAGCCGGUUUGCAUCGUUCUGCGGGGCAUGGAUAGGAGACUAGGCGAAAAGGAUUGAAAGUCCACGAGGACAUAUGAUGGUUUUAUAGCAUUAAUAUACACUAGAGGGAGGUAUGGUGUUCCGGGAUUUCCAACCGCCGUUUCUUGCCUCUAUUCCUGAUUUGCCCCCCUUUGAAACGACUUGAUCGAAAAAGUAUGUCCAGGCGCUCAAUAGGCAUGGGUGUCAAAGAGGGAGGAAGGCGAAUACUUCAAAUUUAAACUAGACAAUACUUCAUUUAUUCAUUGACGC